This is a messenger RNA of Helianthus annuus (common sunflower), 739 nucleotides long. RefSeq names its product 50S ribosomal protein L18. The record is from RefSeq and is a predicted model, not a curated record. Lineage: Eukaryota; Viridiplantae; Streptophyta; Magnoliopsida; Asterales; Asteraceae. Gene Ontology annotation, cellular component: ribosome. The transcript is spliced from 2 exons. Gene Ontology annotation, molecular function: 5S rRNA binding; structural constituent of ribosome. Gene Ontology annotation, biological process: translation. Bases 145 to 501 code for a protein of 118 amino acids.
AUAACCCUAAACCAAAGCAGCCGUUCUCUUGUCUAUCUCCCUGUUCGCUCCACCAUCUUCUAAACCUAAAAAACAAACAGCCGACAGAUCUUUCAUUCUACGAUUCAGCAGGGAGGGAAGGUAAGGUUCAAUCAUCCAUCAGAUAUGGUGAUUCCUCCACCCGUAAAGACUCAAAGAAUCACAAACUUUCUGAAACCAUAUCUCUUGAAGAUGCAUUUUUCAAACAAGUUUGUAAGUGCACAGGUGAUUCAUGCACCAACUGCAACCGUUGCAGCUUCCGCAAGUUCACAGGAGAAGGUUCUGCGUGAAGCCUGGACCCAAACACAACAAAGCACUAGAGAUGUUUCCGCUGCUGCUAAGAUCGGAAAGAUAUUAGGUGAGAGGUUGCUCGUUAACGACAUCCCAGCCGUUUCAGUCGUCUACAAAAAAAACCAAAGAUAUCAUGGUAAGGUCAGAGCAGUCAUUGAUUCCUUAAGGGAAGCAGGUGUCAAGUUGCUUUGAUUUUUCUUUUUGUUAUAAUAAUAUAUGGAACGAACCGGUUUGUUUGUGUGCGCAUAACGACAUUGUACUGUACAAUGCUAAAUUGCAUCCAUGGGGUCGUAGGAUGACUCGGGGUUGAUCUGUUGUCCGCUGAAUUCUGUUACAAGACUUUUUAUUUGCAGAUACUUUAGAGAGAUUAGAGUUGUAAUUUUUGACGUGUUUGUGUGAAAACGGGUCAAUUUGGGAUGUGUUUGGUUGA